AGUUUUAUUUUAAGUUCUUAGUUUCAGAAAAAUGUUAGGAGAGCUUACAGCUGGACGCGGACGGUUACGACCGACUAAGACAAGGAUAACGACGGCGGACGGUCGGGUUUUUAUCCAAGAUGGCGAUAGAAUAGAUCAGAAAAUUUGGAAUACAGCGAAUACUAAAUGUUGGAAGUGGGAUAGAGAACUUAUUCCCUGAAGAAUUCCUUUACUCGAAUAUAGAAAUACUUGAUGUACCUGAAUUCAACAUUGUACCAGAUUUAAAGGUGUGCGCUGAUAUUCUUGAGAAAAGUAGAAAAUCUGGAGAAAGAUGUUUCGUACAUUGUAAUGCAGGGGUAAGCCGAGCCCCUACAGUAGUUAUCGGAUACUUAGUUCUCAAGCAAAGUAUGGAUUUCACCUCAGCUCUAGAAAUGGUCAAACAGGCUAGAACCUGUGCCAAACCAAACCAGGGAUUUAUGAAUCAAUUAAUGCAACUAAAAUAAAAGAAUUCCCAAAGUUGCAUUAAAAUGUACGCCAGCUAAUGGUAGAAGAACCAGAGGAUGACCAAAAACCACCUGGCGGAGAACUAUGAAAACGUAUCUAGAGAAACUUGGCCUUUCUAUUGGAGAGGCUGAAACUGUUGCUCAAGACCGAAGAAGGUGGAUGAGCUUACUGGGUCAGUAAGAAAGUAAUGCAACUAAAGCUCUCUGACUAAAUUACUCUCUCAAAUUAAUAGUAUGCACAAAAUGCACAAAAUGUUUGUUUGUGUUUGCGACUCCAGGGUACUUCAAGUAGAAGUUUAGCGGAGUACUCUGGUUUAUAUUGGAUUAAAAUUAUCCAAUGAACCAUGAACAAACCAUGGAUGUGGUGCUAAAAG
Molecule: messenger RNA, 856 nt
Organism: Eurytemora carolleeae
Lineage: Eukaryota; Metazoa; Arthropoda; Copepoda; Calanoida; Temoridae
Product: dual specificity protein phosphatase 19
Biological process (GO): protein dephosphorylation; regulation of MAP kinase activity
Cellular component (GO): cytoplasm
Molecular function (GO): JUN kinase phosphatase activity
Source: RefSeq, a predicted model, not a curated record